AAGAUGGCCGACAAAAGUAGAGAUAUUACAGGGACAGAUAGUGAAAAAAGUGAAUGUGGUUAUUCACCAGCAGAGAAACCUGAGAAACGAAAGUCAACAGGAGAAGAUGGACCUCCCACGAAAAAGAUCACAAUGAAUAUCAAGUCAUUGAACCAAGACCCUGCUCCUAAACCACUGAUGGGUUUUGGUAUCAAGAAACCAGCUGGUGGAAUUAAGAUGUCACUCAAUUCACAGAAACCUAAAGAAGUGACAGUGACCACAGCUAUUGUGAAGAAAAGUACAACUGUAGCUCAGGCUUUUAAUUCUGAUAGUGAAGAAGAGGAGGAAGAAAUGCCACCUGAAGCUAAAAUGAGAAUGAAAAAUGUUGGAAGGCUUGAAACAGAAUAUCUAUCAAAAGAAAACUUGUAUUCAGCUUAUAGAGAAUCAUAUAUCUUGUUAGAUUUCAACCCAGCAUUCCCCUGUCAAUUAAUCAGGGAAACACCUACAGCAGCUGGUCCAAACUCAUUUGGUAAAGGAAAACUUGGUUUCACUAAUCAUCAUAGAAUAUUAGAGAAAGAAAUAGAAAAACAGAUAAAAGAAUCUGGGGAUUAGGGUUUUAUUUUAUUGGUUCAUUUUUCUCAUUGUAUAUUUCUCAUUAUCAUAUCAUGUAUAUUUGAUACAUCAUUAAAACUGAUGCAGAUAUAGAUUUCAUACACUGACUUCCAAGCUUUGUUUUCUUCUUGCAUUCUCAAAUUUACAAGGUACAUCAUUAAAUAUUUAUGACAUAAUCGUAAUAAUGAAAUGCUUUUUCUUACUUAAAUGAAUUUUUUUACAAUAUGGGUAUAUGUAAAAACUGAAAACAGGGCUUGUCUGCUUGUAAAACUGAAAAUUAGGAUGUAAUAUUCCAUUUUAUGUGAAUAAGGAAUGCUUAAGGAAAAGUCUUUGUAUGUUACGAAAAAAGAAUGAGAAUCUGUGAAGCUAAUGUAUUUGUAAUUAUUGUUUGCAACUGAUAUUAUUAUUUUCCAUUGUUCGUUUUAAUCAAAUUGAUAAAAGUGUACCAUAAACUCCUCUCACCUCAUUGUGUUUCUUGAGUUAUGAACUGUGCAGCAUGGUUCCAAGUUAUGCUAUAAUGUCUUCCAGGUGAUGGUUUAUUACCUGUUAGACAUCAUUUCAUCUUUAAAAAAUUAUUAAACAAUAAUGAGCUGGUUUUAUCUGCAUCUGGUACAAUGAUAGCAUUGAUUUUCCCCAUUCUUCUGCAACUCCACUUUACCUUAUGGUUUUAUGACAUCAUAUUUGCAAAAAACUGCUUUUAAUAUCUAAGGCUCUUUACGAUAGUGAUGUUAUGGGAAUUGCAAGAACGAAAGAAUCAAGAACCAUGUAAUCCUAUACAUCACUGUAUUUGCAUGUGUUUCAUUUUAUUGUGUCUUUAUAAGCCCUACCAUCUUCACACCGUGUUCAGGGUAUUAUGUCUUUAUCUUAAGCCCUCACUGCAAUGGCCCACUACCUUUUUUCAUGGUCAGCAAUUAGAUUGAAUUGUAUGCCAGCAAAUACAGCCAAUCAGAGCCCUUAAUUUCUAUUAUUAUUUUUUUACAGCCUUUCUGCCGAGGGCUCAGAUUACCUGUAUUUUCUAGUGUAUAAUCCAAUUAAAUUAUGAAAUAAUGGAAAUAAUUGUGAUGAUCUGAAAUGUAAUUAUAUUUAUUACAAUAAAUUAUUGUUUUAUAUGGGUU
Lottia gigantea (owl limpet) is the source of this 1706-nucleotide messenger RNA. RefSeq lists its product as hypothetical. Gene Ontology annotation, biological process: proteasome-mediated ubiquitin-dependent protein catabolic process; protein ubiquitination. Gene Ontology annotation, cellular component: nucleus. The transcript is spliced from 6 exons. NCBI's taxonomy places the organism in Eukaryota, Metazoa, Mollusca, Gastropoda, Lottiidae. The record is from RefSeq and is a predicted model, not a curated record. The coding region runs from base 4 to 591 and encodes 195 amino acids.